UGCUGUUGAAACCUGUGGUCAACUACUCCACGUGAACCGUAUAAUAAACCUAAAGCGGGAAGAUUUAAAAAGUCAUUCAUAAAAAUCCUGAAUCAGUUUCUCGCGUGAGCAUUUCAAAUUGUUCGCGACAUGGGAAUGUCGUUGGUGACAGUGAUCUUUAUGGUCGUCCUCAUCGUCACAACAACUGUUGCGCGGGUUCUCCCGAAGAGAAGCUUAUCUGACAAUCUUUCCGAAUCGUACGACUACGAGGAUUACUCGAGGAGCCAGGAGCGGUAUCCAGUAGAAGAAAAAAGAGCUGCCCUCCUCCUCGACAGACUGAUGGUGGCCCUUCAGAAAGCCGUUGACGGACAGGGAAUGGUUGAUUCGCGAGGUGGAAAGGAAGUGCUGAGGGCAAAGCCGAGAGUAGGAGCUUUGAUCGGGCCACAAUCUGGAGGGAGUAAAUCUGGGAUGGACCUGCAGAGACGAGGGCCCGCCAACGGCAGCGUGUACUGGCGCUGCUACUUCAACGCCGUCACAUGCUUUAAGAGGAAGUGAUAGAGUGAAAUAUAGGUGCCAAACUACGAAUUAUUUUCCUCAUCAUAAUCGGCUAUCUCGUGAAAACUCGAUGCAAUUAUGUCUGACGCGUUUUAUAAUUUAUUUUUCGAAAAAAUAAAAAUGUACAUUUCAGGGGACACACUAUCUGGUGAAUUAAGAGCGUUUAUUCUCCAUGGAAGAAUAUUAAAAUUUAUUGACAUUAUUUAAUGAUAUUAUAGAAAUAAUACUCAUUUUUGCGGGGGCACAACAGUAAUUCAACAGUCUCUCCGAUUGAAUAAUUAAUUUAUAUUAAUAACGCAGGAAUACAGAAUCGUGAAGUGUCGUGAUAUCCAUAAAUGACUGACAACUGUUAAUAUAUGUAUAAUUGGUAUAUUCUUGAAGAAAAAUAUGAGCCCAAUUAUUUACUGCA
Diachasma alloeum is the source of this 943-nucleotide messenger RNA. RefSeq lists its product as uncharacterized. NCBI's taxonomy places the organism in Eukaryota, Metazoa, Arthropoda, Insecta, Hymenoptera, Braconidae. The record is from RefSeq and is a predicted model, not a curated record. The coding region runs from base 130 to 534 and encodes 134 amino acids. The transcript is spliced from 4 exons.